CUGGAACUGACAACGUUCGGCAAACCUUAGGAGCACAGUACAAGAUAUUGUGGAGGAGGCUUUCAAAGGAGGUGAUCAAAUCUCCUGACCUGGACCAAAAUGGGGACAUGUUUUGAAGAGUUGAGAAUAUGGCGGAAGAUCAAGAAGGCACGGCAAUCCAAGGGCAUGUUGGUGGUUGUUGUCUAUAUCGCACUCUUUCUGGACUAUAUUCUGCUGACUGUUGUUGUGCCCAUCAUCCCCAGUUUUCUGUAUGAAAAACAUCAAGUAGAAUCUAUUGCUGCAACAUCACCAGAGCUGCCAUCCACUCCACCCUCUGUCUUUUCUCAUCCUAACCGCAAGGAAUUUGCUCUCGAGGGGAACACUACGGUGGCCGAGGUUGGGCCCAGAGGUUCUGAAUGGAGUAAUGCAACAGGGGUGGCGACUCCUGAUGUGUUGUCCGCCCAGUGCCCCAGGAAUGAUUCGUUUCUCGACGAGGAAAAUGUUCGCUUUGGACUGUUACUGGCUUCCAAAGCCAUUGUGCAGCUGGUGGUGAAUCCAUUUGUUGGGGUACUGACCAACAGAAUCGGAUACAGCAUUCCAAUGUUCACGGGCUUGCUGAUAAUAUUUGUGUCCACAAUAAUGUACGCUUUCUCGAACACCUACAUCCAGCUAUUUGUUGCUCGAUCUCUUCAAGGAGUUGGCUCGUCGUGUUCCUCUGUGGCAGGGUUGGGAAUGCUGGCCAGUAAUUACACUGAUGAUGAUGAAAGAGGCAAAGCCAUUGGAAUAGCCCUGGGAGGAGUUGCACUGGGCGUCCUCAUUGGAGCACCUUUUGGAAGCGUGAUGUAUGAAUUUGCAGGGAAGUCAUCUCCUUUCCUGACCUUGGCUGGCUUGACUUUACUCAAUGGAGGUCUCCAACUUUGGAUUCUACAACCCACCAUGCCUACCCCAGAGAGUCAGAAGGGCUCAUCGCUUUUCACAUUACUGAGAGACCCAUAUAUUCUGAUCGCCACUGGAAGUUUGAUUUUCGCCAACAUGGCGGUGGCGAUGCUAGAGCAGGGCCUGCCCCUAUGGAUGAUGAAGACCAUGUGUUCCCCUAAACUACAGCUGGGUCUGGCUUUCUUGCCCUCCGCCAUUGCCUACCUGCUGGGCACAAAUCUCUUCGGAGUCCUUGCCAACAAAAUGGGCAGGUGGCUGUGUUCCCUGAUUGGAAUGGUGGUCUUAGGGAUCAGCAUAAUCUUAGUUCCUUUUGCAACGAGCAUCUUUGUGCUGAUAGCGCCUGGUUUUGGAGCAGGCUUAGCUAUAGGGAUGAUCGAUGCUUCGAUGGUCCCCACGAUGAGUCACCUGGUAGAUAUUCGUCACGUGUCCGUGUAUGGAAGUGUUUUUGCCAUCGCUGAUGUGGCGCUUUGUAUGGGGUUCGCUAUUGGGCCUUCUCUUGGAGGUGCUAUUGUCAAAACGAUCGGAUUCCAAUGGGUGAUGUUCAUCAUCGGGGCCAUCAACAUUUGCUAUUCUCCACUCUGUUUCAUCCUAAGGAACCCACCCGUCAAUGAAGAGAAAAUGAUGAUUUUGAACCAGGACCAUACAGCCAAUUGUUACACUUCCGAGAGGUUCGGUCAAGAUAUUCCGAUGGCAGGAGGCACUAAAUAAAGUCAGUGCGAUGGUGGUCAGAAAAAGUCUUGUAACCCUAUUCGGCCA
Molecule: messenger RNA, 1671 nt
Organism: Amblyraja radiata (thorny skate)
Lineage: Eukaryota; Metazoa; Chordata; Chondrichthyes; Rajiformes; Rajidae
Product: synaptic vesicular amine transporter-like
Exons: 16
Coding region: 100-1623 (507 amino acids)
Biological process (GO): aminergic neurotransmitter loading into synaptic vesicle; transmembrane transport
Cellular component (GO): terminal bouton; synaptic vesicle membrane
Molecular function (GO): serotonin:sodium:chloride symporter activity
Source: RefSeq, a predicted model, not a curated record